Messenger RNA from Calypte anna (Anna's hummingbird), 5220 nucleotides. RefSeq names its product Rho GTPase activating protein 23 (gene ARHGAP23). Gene Ontology annotation, molecular function: protein binding. Gene Ontology annotation, biological process: signal transduction. The record is from RefSeq and is a predicted model, not a curated record. NCBI's taxonomy places the organism in Eukaryota, Metazoa, Chordata, Aves, Apodiformes, Trochilidae.
GUGCUGCAGGGUCCCCCUCGACCCUCGGCAGCCCCCUCGCCUGUGGCAGUGGUGAGCAAGGGGCUGUGGAGCGUGGAACGAGCCGGCAAGGGCUGGCGCUUGGAGAGAGCCGUCGGGGUGGAUUGCAGCUUGCCCGAACCUCGCUGCAUCUGGCUGAGCAGCUUGUACUGCCCGGACCUCCUCUGGCCCCCGGGUCCCCCCCGGCCCGGCCAUGCAGCCCCCCGCACCGAUAAAUGUCACCGGCCAGCACCAGGCCGGAGAGAUGAAGCAUCCCCCAACGCCAACGCACCCCCGGGGGGGGUCCUUCCCCUGGGUGGGUCCAAAGACAGUUCUGCUGCAGAAGAGCUCCCAGGGGGGCUUUGGCUUCACCCUCCGCCACUUCAUCGUUUACCCCCCCGAGUCGGCCGUGCACUCCCCUGCCAAGGAGGAGGAGAAUGGGAACCGAGCAGGUCCCCCCCGGAACCGCCUGGAGCCCAUGGACACCAUCUUUGUGAAGAACGUGAGGGAGGAUGGGCCAGCACACCAGGCUGGGCUGAGAACUGGGGACCGUCUGGUCAAGGUGAACGGGGAGAGCAUCAUCGGGAAAACCUACUCACAGGUCAUUGCACUGAUCCAGAACAGUGACGAUGUGCUGGAGCUCUCCAUCAUGCCCAAGGACGAAGACAUCCUCCAGCUGGCCUAUUCCCAGGAUGCCUACCUGAAGGGCAACGAGCCGUACUCCGGGGGGGCACAGAGCAUCCCUGAGCCCCCUCCCCUCUGCUACCCACGGAAGACGUACCCCUUCCAGGCACGGGGUGCUGAGCCCCUCCCGGGACAACCUCCAGACCCCCGCACCCACCGCCCCUCGUCCCCCCUCACCCCCCGGAGCGAGAUGGGGGGCAGCCCCGCGCACCGCCCCGACGAGCCACAGCCCGGGGGUCCCUCCCCGCGCCCCUCUGUGCCCCACGGGACCCCCAGCACCUUCUCCCGCCCCGGCACCGUCUCCUCGGACCGUUACGGGGUCCCACCCGCCGCCCCCUCCUCCUACCCCAAGCACUUCCCGGAGCAUCGGACUCACUGCGGCUUUAAGGAGGGGGGCGGAGGUCUGUCGGGCCGGCCCCCCCGGGAAGCAGCGGGCAGCCCCCGGGUCCCGAGCCGCCAGGAGUGUCAACGGGCCCUGACCCGCUGGUUCCGGAGCCAGGAGCCUCGGCGCAGCGUUUCGGAGGAGCGCCGGCACGCCAUGCCCCCCCGCUACCGCAGCGUCUCCCAGGACCGGCUCGGCGGCUCGAACGUGGCGGCGGCUCAGCGGGGUUGGCCCCACAGCGUCUCGCAUGACACUUUACUGCAAACCCCACGGGAGGGCUGGGCCCCCCGCGCCCGCUCCGAUCACUUCCUGGGCCGGUACGGCCGCUCCAUGGAGGCGCUGGAACCCGAAGCCCUUCUCGGCCCUCGCCUCGAAGGCUCUCCGUGGCCACCCGAGAGGUUCUGCCGGGCCACCACUGUCCCCCAGCCCGUCCCCCAGGGAUCCUUCACGGCUUCCUCCUCCUCCUCCUCAUCGCGGGAGCCGGUGCAGAAGCACCCGUCGCAGCCCAACCUGCAGAGCGUGGACGAUUCGGGUUACAUCGGGUACCGGAGCUACAGCCCCUCCUUCCAGCGCCGCACCGGGCUGCUACACGCCCUCUCCUUCCGUGACCCGGCUUUCGGGGGCCUGCCCACCUUCACCAUCCCGCAGCGGGUGGACAGGGUGGUCCCCACCGUCCUGCCACCCACCGGACCCCCCCCAGUCCCUAAGGAACAGCGUCCAGAGAGCAGCCGGGUGCCAGAGCAGGCGGAGGAGCGGAGGGAAGAGGUGGUGCUGAGGCAGAAACCGCCCACGGGCCGCAAGGUGCCCGUCCCCCUGAGGCAGAUGAACUUUGUCUUCCCCGAGGGGGUGAAGGAGAGGGACAUUUGUGACCCCCCGAUGGCCGCUGGCAAAGGGGAGAGGCCGGUGGGCGAGCGGCAGGGCCGGCACGUGGCCCCCUUGGCAGCCCCUGAGGACUCUCUGGCCUCCAUCCCCUUCAUCGACGAACCCACCAGCCCCAGCAUUGACCUGAAGGCCAAGCACGUCCCUGCCUCCUCGGUGGUCUCCAGUGCCAUGAAUUCAGCACCCGCCGUGGCCACCAGCCCCUCCUCGCCCACCUUCGCCUUUGCCCUGAGCCGACACUACUCCCAAGACUGCAGCAGCAUCAAGGCCGGCCGCCGCUCCUCCUACCUCCUGGCCAUCACCACCGAGCGCUCCAAGUCCUGUGACGAUGGUUUGAACGCGUUUCGGGACGAGGGGAAGAUCCUAAGGAGGAUGCCCAGCCGGGUCCCCAGCCUCCGCAUGCUGAGGAGCUUCUUCACCGAUGGGUCCCUGGACAGUCUUGGCACGUCGGAAGAUGCCCGCUCCAAAAGACACUCAACCUCCGACCUCUCGGACGUCCCGUUCAGCGCCGUGAGGAAGGAGGGCUGGCUCCACUGCAAGCAGAUCCUCACCAAAAAGGGGAAGAAGGUCGGUGGAGGCAUCCGGCAGUGGAAGCGCAUCUUCGCCGUGCUGCGCACCCACUCGCUCUACCUGGGCAAGGACCGGCGGGAGGCGGUGACCUGCGCGCCGGCCCCAGGUGAGGAGGAGCCGAUCAGCAUCCGAGCGUGCCUGGUGGACAUCUCCUACAGCGACACCAAGAGGAAGCACGUCUUCCGCCUGACGACCGCUGACUUCUGUGAAUAUCUCUUUCAGGCAGAGGAUCGGGAAGACAUGCUGGCCUGGAUCAAAGUCAUCAGGGAGAACAGCAAGGCCGAGGGCGAGGACCCCGGUUUUGCCAGCCAAGCACUUAUCAACAAGAAGUUAAAUGACUACAGGAAAGUGAGCCCCGUGGGUGCCAAACCCGACUCCUCAUCACCCAAGGGCUCUCGUGGGCUGGGGAUCCGAGCCGAGUUCCUGAAGCAGACGGGAACCAGCGCGCCCCGGUCCCCCAGGCAGGACGCAGCUGUCACCAAAGAUGAGAGCAGCUCCCAAAAAGCCCCCUGGGGCAUCAACAUCAUGAAGAAGAACAAGAAAUCUGUCCCGAGGGCCUUCGGUGUGAGGCUGGAGGACUGCCAGCCUGCCCCAGACAACAAGAAUGUCCCCCUGAUCGUCGAAGCUUGCUGCAGGGUGGUGGAGGACCGGGGGUUGGAGUACAUGGGCAUCUACCGGGUGCCUGGGAACAACGCCGUGGUGUCCAGCCUGCAGGAGCAGCUCAACAAGGGAGCCACUGAGAUCAACCUGCAGGAUGAGCGGUGGCAGGACCUGAAUGUCAUUAGCAGCCUCUUGAAAUCCUUCUUCCGAAAGCUGCCCGAGCCCCUCUUCACCGAUGACAAGUACAACGACUUCAUCGAGGCCAACCGGAUAGAGGAUGCCAGCGAGAGGAUGAGGACACUUCGGAAGCUGAUCCGGGACCUGCCAGGUCACUACUACGAGACUCUCAAGUUCCUGGUGGGUCACCUGAAGACCAUUGCUGACCACUCGGAGAAGAACAAGAUGGAGCCCCGGAACCUGGCGCUGGUGUUCGGCCCCACGCUGGUGCGCACGUCCGAGGACAACAUGACUGACAUGGUGACACACAUGCCCGACCGCUACAAGAUCGUGGAGACCCUCAUCCAGCACUCAGACUGGUUCUUCAGUGACAAGGAGGACAAGGGUGAGAAGACCCCUGUGGAUGAGAAGGAAGCUCAGGCUGUGCCCAACAUCGAGUACCUGCUCCCCAACAUCGGCAGGACCACAGCACCCAGUGAUGCUGCAGGCUCCACCCGCAGCGGCUCCGCCAAACCCAAGGGCACGUGGCCGUCGCGGAAGGCCCCCCCGCACCGGGAGCUCCUCCCCAUCCCCUUCGUCUCGGCCGCCGCUCGCAAGAGGAAGAAGAAGAGAGAGGCCGAAGGCGUCGGGAGCAGCACCGACGAUGACACGGAGCGCAGGGACACCCCGGGCCAGGAGCAGGAGCACGAGGGCACCGCGACCACCCUGCCGGCACCCGGCAAAGCCCCCGGAGGCACCACAGCCCCCAGCCCGGCCGGGAUGGAGCGGGAGAGCUCCGCGGAGGCCAAAGGUGCCGGGUCCGAUCCGGCGCCUGACGCCCGCUCCAUCGUCUCGGGUUACUCCACCUUGUCCACCAUGGAUCGCAGCCUCUGCUCCGAGGUGCCCUCCGUGGCCGGGAGCCGCGGGGAGGAGGCGGAUGACGAGCGCAGUGAGCUCAGCCACAUGGAGACCGACACCGAGAGCAGGGAGGGCCCGAACCCGGCUGGGGCAGGCGGACGGGGGGACAGGGGACAAGGGACCCCCGGUCGCCCUUCCUUCAACUCCCACCACCUGAUCCAGUGCGACACGUUGGCCCGAAGGAAGCUGGGGAGACCCCGGCCGGGCAGCGAGACCCCCGGGGAUGCCCAGGGCUGGGUCCCCCCCGGGCGCCCCUCCUUACGGGAGCAGCUCCGGCAACGCCUCCGAACCUCCACCGAUGACCUGGGCGUCCGCCUGCGCCGAGCCCACUCCCCCGAGACCCGGCGGAAGAAAAGCAGCUGGAGGAGACACACCGUGGUGGUACCGGGUGGCCUCAAGGACCUCAACUUCAACGAGUGGAAGGAACCGCGGGGGCUGGAGGUGCCCCCGGGACCCUGCCGGGACAAGGACUCGGGGCUCAGCAGCUUGGAGUCAACCAAAGCCCGACCCUCACCCCCCACCGCGGCACAGCCCGGCACUGCCAGCGAGGGGACAGCCACCAAGAGCCCCCCCGGCAGCCCCCCGGCCCCCCUGCGCUUCCCUCAGUGUCUCUGACCCCCCUUCCUUCCAACCCCCCCCCCCCCAACCCAUGGUUAAUUUAAGGACUCAUUUCCCUUCUAUUUAAUUGUGCUCUGGACAAGCUGCUGUUAUUUAACGAGUCUCCGGGGGUGGAACAAAGCCACUUCUUUUGGGGCACCACAGGGCCCCCCCGAGCAGUGCCAGGAGAGUUGUGGGGUGCUCGUGGGGACUGUCCCAUGGCAGGCAGUGGUGGCAGUGGUGGCCCUGCUGUCCCCAGCCGUGGCCGUGCGAAGUGCGGGCGCUUCCCUGGGUGCUGCGGUUGCCCUCAACCUGUGAACUUCCCCACACCAGGGACCUUGGGGACCUUUGGGGACCCUGGGGACCUUUGGGGUCUUUGGGGACCUUCGGGACCUUUGGGGACCCUGGGGACCUUUGGGGUCUUUGGGGACCUUCGG